UCUCUCUCUCUCUCUCUCUCUCUUCGAUUCUAUUUCAGUUCUCGCUCUUGUGUACACGCUUGAAGAAACUGAACACAGAACCCAUGUCUGGAUUAUACAACAACAACUCCUCCUACUUCUCUUCUCCAGCAAGAGCUGCUUCUCCUCAGAUUAGAAGCACUCCUGAGAUCGACAGCUCUCAGUACUUGACAGAGCUUCUUGCUGAACAUCAAAAGCUUACUCCUUUUACUCAAGUUUUGCCUAUAUGCAGCCGCCUCCUGAAUCAAGAGAUGUUCAGAGUGUCUGGAAUGAUGUCUAGCCAAGGAUUUGGCGAUUUUGAUAGACUCAGACACAGAAGUCCAAGUCCUAUGGCUUCUUCUAAUCUUAUCUCUAACGUUUCUAACACCGGUUUAGGUGGUGGCUGGAACGGCCUUCCUCAGGAGAGACUCAGUGGAACACCUGGAAUGACAAUGGAUUGGCAAGGUGCACCAGGCAGCCCCAGCUCAUACACCGUCAAAAGGAUAUUGCGUCUGGAGAUUCCAGUGGAUAGCUAUCCUAAUUUCAAUUUUGUUGGUCGACUUCUCGGUCCUAGAGGCAACUCGUUAAAGCGCGUUGAAGCUACUACAGGAUGCCGUGUGUUUAUCAGAGGGAAAGGCUCAAUCAAGGAUCCGGAAAAGGAAGAUAAGUUAAGGGGAAGACCAGGAUAUGAACACUUGAAUGAGCAGCUUCACAUCUUAAUAGAAGCAGACCUUCCAGGCAGUAUAGUGGACAUACGUCUGCGACAAGCUCAAGAGAUUAUAGAAGAGUUACUAAAGCCUGUGGACGAGUCGCAAGAUUUCAUAAAGAGACAGCAGCUGAGAGAACUAGCGUUGAUAAACUCAAGCAACCUGAGGGAAGAGAGUCCAGGACCAAGUGGCGGUGGAAGCGUUUCACCUUUUAACUCAAGUGGUAAACGCCCCAAAACAGGAUGCUAAAGGAGCGUUUUUGUUGGUCUCACAAAUGGUUUCUUCUUCAACCAAAAAGUACAUUGUCUGCAUACACAAACACACAUGUGUUGUAUUUGGUUUGGCCUAGUAGUGACUGCAAUGGUGGUGGUCAUUGGUUCAAGUCAAGGCCCUCCCUCUGGUCUCUCUCCGGUGAGCGACCAUGUGGCUUUCCUUCCUUUAUUUUAUUUAUUUAAUUUUUUGUAUUAUUCGUCUUUAUCAGACGACAUCAUAGAUUCAUUACCGAUUAUUUAGAAAAAGUUGAG
Molecule: messenger RNA, 1228 nt
Organism: Eruca vesicaria subsp. sativa (arugula)
Lineage: Eukaryota; Viridiplantae; Streptophyta; Magnoliopsida; Brassicales; Brassicaceae
Source: the annotation of a GenBank genome assembly